AAUAUACACUUACAGGUUUUUGUCUGCUUGCUGGCCACUCUGGCCCUGGUUAAUGCUGGACAACGCGGCGGAGCUGGCGGUGGUGGUGGCUAUCUGCCAGGCGGUGGACGUGGCGGUGGCGGUGGCGGCGGCGGCGGCGGCGGCUUCAGGAAUGGAGCUGGACUCAUCUCUCAUGUCUCACAGUUGCAUGGCAACACGAAGGUGCAAAUUGGCUCAGGCGCUAGCGCUGGAGCCUAUGGCGGCGGUGCUGGCGGCGGCGGCGGUGGCUGGCAGGGAGCAGGUGCUGGCGCUGGUGGUGGACGCGGAGGCUAUGGCGGUGCAGGUGGUGCUGGUGGCUGGCAGGGUGCUGGCGCUGGCGCUGGCGCUGGCGGCUAUGGUGGCGGUGCUGGAGCUGGCGGCUAUGGAGGCGGUGCUGGAGCUGGCGGCUGGCAAGGAGCUGGUGCUGGUGGCGGACGCGGCGGCUACGGCGGCGGUGCUGGAGCUGGCGGCUGGCAAGGAGCUGGUGCUGGUGGCGGACGCGGCGGCUAUGGCGGCGGUGCUGGAGCUGGUAGCUGGCAGGGAGCUGGCGCUGGCGCUGGCGGUGCAGGCAAUGCCUGGGGCAAUCCGGCCUCGUUCGAUUAUUCAGUGAACCAUGGUGCUAGCGCCUCCGGUGGUGGCGGUUCCCGCGGCGGUGCUGGUUGGUGGAACGAUUAAAAUAAUUGUUUACACUAGAUAGAGAAAUGGAUAUGACAAACCGAAUAAAAUGAGUUAAUCAAA
Molecule: messenger RNA, 756 nt
Organism: Drosophila montana
Lineage: Eukaryota; Metazoa; Arthropoda; Insecta; Diptera; Drosophilidae
Exons: 1
Source: RefSeq, a predicted model, not a curated record